GCGGAAUCAGAGGUGACUGCCGAUCAAUUCAAAUGUGCCUUUCCCGAUAUCGAUGAGAAUUUACGUAAUCAACGUUGGGAUGGCUUUCAAAAAUCUGGCUGGAAGCCGGCGAACAAUGAAGAGGCCGCUUGUCUCCUUGCUCAUGUAUCUCAAGAGACAGAUAGCCUGAAGACAUUGGAAGAAUACUGUGGCCAAGAUGGAACAUGUAAAGACAAUUAUCAAACAUGCGAUUGGAAUGGUGCACCAGCUGCUGUUCCAGGUCACUACUAUUGGGGCCGAGGAGCAUUGCAAAUUUCUUAUCCAUGCAAUUAUAAGGGAGCAGGCGAUGCACUUCAAGUUGAUUUGCUCAAUAAUCCCGAGCAAGUGGCUACCAAUCAAGCACUCGCAUGGAAAGUAGGCGUGUGGUUUUAUACGGACAAACAAAUGAGU
Didymodactylos carnosus is the source of this 429-nucleotide messenger RNA. The record is from the annotation of a GenBank genome assembly. NCBI's taxonomy places the organism in Eukaryota, Metazoa, Rotifera, Eurotatoria, Philodinida, Philodinidae.